UAUGCGUCAAAUCGAAAACAAAUUUUGACAGUCAUACACGUGAAAGUAUUUUUUGAAAAUCUAGUAUAUCUGAAUGGGAGACGGGGUUGCGAAGGUAGUCAACAGGCUACGAGAAGCACAAGAAAAUGGAAAAUUGGAUUUAUCAGAAUGUGGACUUACACAGAUACCUGAUGCAGUUUAUAUGAUGAUGAAAGACAUCACAGUUCAAAGCUGUGAUUUAUCACAAAACUUGCUGCAAAGUCUCCCAAAAAAGUUCUGUUCUAAAUUUUCUAAAGUAACAGAAAUGAACAUAAGUGGAAACAAACUACAUACACUACCAGAUGAACUAAGAAACCUUCAAGAACUACAAGAUUUAGACGCUUCAUCUAACAACUUAGAUAGAAUACCACAAGUCGUCUUUCAAUGUGUUAAACUAAAACAAUUAAAUGUACAUAGUAACUGUAUCUCAGAAGUAGAUGUGAUGAGGCUAGAAGCUAUGGAUUCACUAGAAACUUUAAACAUUAAAGGCAACCCUCUUCCAGAUGACGUCAAAUCACAAUUGUCAGACAGCAGAUUGAAUAUAAUCAAAAGCUAAGCCUUCCAUAUCAUACAAUGAUGAAUGCAGAAGACUAUCCUUUUUACAAGACACUGAGUUACCACAGAUUUGUGUUGUUAUAUUAUGUUGCCAUUAUUAUAACUUCUGAAAGGGAUCCCCACAGACAAAUUUUCAAGGGUUAAGCUUAUAAAAUGAUUAUUUUAACAAUUGACAUUUUUGUUUAUACCUUUUGCAAUACUAAAUAAAUAUAUUUGUGUACAAAAAUGUAUAUGGUAUCUUUAUUUAUAACAAAAAAAUUAAAACUUUAUUAUAGUCUUUCAAAAUUAUACUGCUUAAAAAUUGUUUUCCAUAAUUAUCUCUCAUAAUCUCUAAAUUAAUGGUGGUUCUGAGAAAAUCAAGAGUGGUGCUAGAAAUUUUAAGGCCGGUGCUAAAAUUUCAAGGGUGGAGGAGCACCCCCCUAAAUAGUCUGUGGUCAUCCCUGUAAGUAUAUCAAAUGUAAACCAGAAAAUACAACUAGUAUUGAUAUACGUAAUAUUAUUCAUUGGAGAAGAUAUUUAUUACCUACACUGAAGAAUUACACACAGCAAGAAAGAUAGGAUUAAUGUUACAUUAGAGACAUUCUGACUUUCAACAUAAUUUGUACACAAUCAGAUUUAAAUACUGAUCCUGUGCCUAUGCUUUGCUUGCAAGGAUCUGACAACUCUCAGUUCUGAUUUUUGUUCUGGUUAUUAUUACAUCAGCCAAUGAAAUUGCAAUCUCCAAUUUUUUAAGGUGUGUAUCAUAAGGACAAAACCAGAGGAUCCUGAAAGGUCUUUUAAACAGAAAGUAGAAUGAAACAGUGUCGGAUCCUUGUAAGCAAAGCAUGGGCACUGAAUCUUUAUUUAAAUCAGAUUGUACUAUACUUGGUCUUAGGUAUAUGACCUAUCUUACAUACAUAUAAUGCAUUUGUAACGUAAAUUAUGUUCUAAUUGAAUUUUUACAGGUAAGCAGGAGUGUUACGUUUCAUUGCCCAUAACAAAUGCAUUAUACAUCCGAUACUUACGUUUAGUAUAUAUUUUAUAUAAAGUAAUAUAACAAGUCUCCAAUAUUGGAAAAGAUAUUUGAAUGCUUGAAUUUUAUGAAUCAUAUGAACCAUAUUGAAACAAUUGAACAAAAACCUUUUAUUAAUUAUUUUUGUCGGUUUAUUUAUUAUUGUGAUAUUUCAAGAAAGUAUUUAUAGGAACAUUGUUUUGUGUUUAUUUGUUUUAUGAUAUCUGAUACUAGUAGAUUAGUCAGGAGUAUUGAAAAAUAUUGUUUAUAUAAGAUAUUUGUAUUUACUGUCAUAUCAAAUACAGACAUGCAUUUAUACCUAUAUACAUGUGUUAUAAAUAUUAAAACCAGAUGUGAACUUCAAAACUUUUGUUAGAAGGAAGAAGUGUGCUGCUUAUUUUACACAUUUAAAUGAAAAUUUCAAAUUCAAAUUUUUUUUUUAUCAAUUUUAAGAUUUUUUUUAAUGUAGUUGCUGUUCCCUCAAAACUCCAACUUUGUAUUUUUAAUUAAUUCCUAGCAUUAUACAAUUAUAGCCUUUGUAUGAGGUCGAUAUAACAUAGUAUUGACCUCAACCAAAGGCUACAAUUGUUAUAUUAUUAAUCAACAACUAUUGCAUGAACAAUGUUAAAUUGGGGAUUUUUAUAAUGUAUUUUUAGUAACAUGCUGUAUACCCUGUGCAAUAUGCUGUUUUUGACCUACGAAAAGCUACACACAACUGUUACAGUGUUGGCGUGCAAACUGAGUAAAUACAGAUGUGCAUGUGAUGAAGUUUAAACGAAUCACAAAUCCUUAAAUAUAUUUGAUAAGUAAUAUAAAGAAAUACAAAAAGUGAACAUAUUAUCCAGUCCUUAUAAUUGUAAACUAAGUUGCCAUAUGCUGUGUAUUUAUGUGUUUUUCCUGAUUUGAGAAAAACUGUAUUUUUAUGGAUAUUUGAUUUUGUGGUUGUGACAAAGUUUUUAUAAAAGCCUAUAGAAAAUUUAUACUUCGUUGAACAUUUAAAUUUGUUGUUAACAUGUACUCUCGAAAUCCAUGCAGAGAAAAAUUGGUACCCUACAAAUAAUAAUGAAUCAACAGUACUAGAAGGGAUUUAUUUCUGUAGUACAUACUAAACUGACAAUUCUUAAUCCACUAUGCUACAUCUGUUUGCUGAGUACUGUAUACAUAAAGAUGUUUAAACAGAUAAUUCAUAGAUUUAUGUAUGUUUUUAGAGGUGUUUAUCAAAGGUUGUUAAUGCUUUUCUUUUCAAUAUCUAUUACAUUUACAAUUUUUUCUCCACAUUGUAUUAUCUCUUUAUAAAAAAAAUGUAUUAAGUCUGAUCAACAAGUUAGCAAAAACAAACCUGAAGUCAAAGAGUUCCCCUUAUUGUGUUGUUUGAUCAUGAGAAGAUAAUAAAGUAUUUUUACUUUCAA
Messenger RNA from Mytilus californianus (California mussel), 2973 nucleotides. Its product is annotated as leucine-rich repeat-containing protein 40-like. Gene Ontology annotation, molecular function: protein binding. The transcript is spliced from 4 exons. The record is from RefSeq and is a predicted model, not a curated record. NCBI's taxonomy places the organism in Eukaryota, Metazoa, Mollusca, Bivalvia, Mytilida, Mytilidae. The coding region runs from base 74 to 574 and encodes 166 amino acids.